ACAAAUCAGCUGAUGCUCGUGUAAACAGAAGAGCAGAAAGAAGAAGACUGGGCGCGACGUCCACUUUCAUUUGCCCUUAACUCUCGCCGUGGUGUCGUCAUUAAGAGAUGUGUGACCGCGAUAUGGAGCGCCGGCCGAGGACUGAUUCGGGGUUCGUGCCAAAGUAGCUUGGCGGGAUCAGAACGUCGCAUGCAGCUGCGCGGAGUGAGUAUCCAUGGAGGAGCUGGAACCGGACGAGCAGUUCCUGCGCUGCGCCAGGAAUGGAGACCUAGCCGGCCUUCAGAGGCUCCUCUUGUCCAAAAUCAAGGGAGAGACGGAAUUCAGCAUCAACUGUAAAGGUAAGAGUAAGUCUAACCUGGGAUGGACGCCUCUCCACUUGGCCUCCUACUUUGGGCACGCCAACGUCGUGGAGGAGCUACUUAAGGCUGGAGCGGACGUCAACUUGCCAAACAACAUCGGCGAUACUCCCCUGCACAAAGCCGCGUUCACGGGAAGAAAGGAGGUUGUCAUGCUGCUGCUGCACUACGGCGCGUGCGCCACCGUCAUCAACGGGACGGCUCGGAUCCCCAAAGACGUCACCCAGAGUGCGGAGAUCAGGAGCAUGCUGGAAGCGGCCGAGAGGACCGAAGAAAGGAAGCGAGAGGAGAAACUUCUGGAAGCGGCACGAGAAGGCGAUUUAUCAACUCUAACUGAGCUGCUGAACAAGAAGAAGGCGCCCGACAUCCAGUGCACAGACCUGCUGGGGAACACUCCUCUGCACUGUGCAGCCUAUCGAGGUCAGACGCAGUGUGCCGCCAAGCUGUUGAGGGGCGGCGCUCGUCCCGACGUCAAGAACAAGAAUGGCCAGACCGCGUUGGACCUGGCCAGCGAUGGCGCCAUGAAGCAGCUGUUGGAGGGCAACACUCACCCGGGGAUGAGACACCGCGCCAAGAAGUUGGAGGGACCUCUCUGGAAGAGCUCCAGAUUCUUUGGCUGGCGCUCCUACUGGGUCGUCCUGCAGGACGGGGUUUUGUCUUGGUACUCUAAACAGUCUGAUGCGGCUGCCAAUGUCAGACGACAAGGCUGCAAGUCCCUCACUCACGCUCACUGUCUGAUCCGUUCCAAAGAUAACUGCAUCUUCACCCUAAAGUGCUUCGAUGACAGCGUCCAUUACUUCAAAGUAUCACCUAAAAUGGAGCCCGAGGCGACAAGAAAAGCUUGGCAGAACGCCGUGGAGGAGCACUCUGCCUUCAGCACUCACUACUGCACCCAGGAGCAAGGCAGCGAGGAGGAGGAGGAUGAAGGCCCUUCACUGGGGCAGCUGGCUGACUCACUGCAGGCUGCGGAGGCGAGCCACAAGAGGCUGGAGCAGCAAGUGGCAGCUUUACUGUCCAUGAUGAAGAGUGACGGGGCCCUGAAAGAAGGGUGUCCGUCCACCAUGUUGCAGAAGGUUCAGGAACUCUGCGACCUGUCGCGCGAGACCCGUUCCAACCUGGGCGUCUGUCUCGGACUCUUCUCCAAACAGGAAGUGGUGCGUAGCAUGAAAUUGGAGCUGGAGGUGGAGAAGAAUAAGAUACUCUCCAAAGCACUGCAGACGUUGGCCACCGAGCACCACGAGCUGGAGCAGUCCGUCGUCAAGGGGUCGUCACAACGAAGCGUUCUCAGCGACGAUGAGUUCCACGACGCCCUGUCUGAGUCAGACUCUGAGCUCUCCCUGAGCGGCUUUGAGACGGUCGCCAGCCACUCCUGGGAGGACGAGGACCAGGGCGCCGUCAUGUUCGGCGGCAGCCACUGCAGCAGCCGCCCCGACGACAUGUCGCCGGGCGAUCGCCAUGGCAACACGGAGGAGACUCAACCCAACGGGAUCACCAAGUAUAGGAGCAGCCUACCUGCGCCGAUGUUUUCCAGAAAUGACUUCAGUAUUUGGAGCAUACUGAGAAACUGCAUUGGGAUGGAGCUCUCCAAGAUCACCAUGCCGGUGAUCUUUAACGAGCCGCUCAGCUUCCUGCAGCGUCUGACCGAGUACAUGGAGCACACUUACCUCAUCCACCAGGCCAACGCCACCUCGGACUCCGUUGACAGGAUGAAGUGCGUGGCGGCCUUCGCUGUGUCUGCUGUGGCGUCCCAGUGGGAGAGGACGGGCAAACCCUUCAACCCACUGCUGGGAGAAACCUACGAACUGGUCAGGGAGGACCUGGGCUUCCGGCUCCUGUCGGAGCAAGUUAGCCACCAUCCUCCUGUCAGCGCCUUUCACGCCGAGGGCCUCCAGCAGGACUUUGUCUUCCAUGGGUCCAUCUACCCGAAACUCAAGUUCUGGGGCAAGAGCGUGGAGGCGGAGCCCAAAGGAGUCAUCACGCUAGAGCUACCCAAGCACAACGAGGCGUACACUUGGACCAACCCUACCUGCUGUGUCCACAACAUCAUUGUGGGCCAGCUGUGGAUCGAGCAGUACGGCAGUGUGGAGGUCAUCAACCACAGAACCGGAGAAAGAUGCUGCCUGAAUUUUAAACCGUGCGGGCUUUUUGGCAAAGAACUGCACAAGGUUGAAGGGUACAUCCUUGAUAAAAGCAAGAAGAAGCUGUGUGCGCUCUACGGCAAGUGGACGGAUUGUCUUUAUGUCAUCGAUCCCGCCGCCAUAGAGGCUCACAGGAAGAACGACCGGAAAGGAGCAGGGAGCAUAAACAAGAAGGGUGGCAGUGAUGAUGUUCCUUCGCCAGCCAGCGACAGCGUAGAGAUGAUACCCGGCAGCCAGCUUCUGUGGAGGAUUGCCCCCAGGCCAGCCAACACAGCCCAGAUGUACAGCUUCACGUCCUUCGCCAUGCAGCUGAACGAGCUGCACGAGGACAUGGAGGGAGUCAUCCCUCACACCGACUGCAGAUGGAGGCCCGACGUUCGCGCCAUGGAGAACGGCAACAUCGACCUCGCCAGCGAGGAGAAAAAGAGACUGGAGGAGAAGCAGAGGGCCGCUCGCAAGAACCGCUCCAAAUUGGACGAGGACUGGAAGACGAGGAGUCCUGCACUUGGCUCAAGGUGGUUCCAGCAGGGCUCCAACCCUCACACCGCCUCCCAGGACUGGCUCUUCACCGGCGGGUACUGGGACAGGGAGUACGCGCAUCUCCCCGACAUUUACUAGCAAACAUUCCACACAAGAACAAUAAUUAAUACUACCGUGUAUUUAAAUGCUCGUGACGGACUUUUUUUUUGUUUGCCGUGUGCGUGUAUUGAGUGUGCCACUUCAUCAUUUGCAAUAUUCAAAGCACAACAUCAUCACCAUUAACAGCAGAAAAAUAAAUGGAACACCUUGCUGUUGCAAUGGAAAGCAUUCGGCAAAGGCGACACACGCCACCUUAUGGACAGAAGUCAAAUUGCAGCAAAUUAAUUUGUAUAUAUUAAAUCUAUUUACUCUUAAGAAGCAAACUAUAUUUUUGGGGGGAUUUUUACACCGGAAAUCCAACACAUUUUGUGUCAGAGGCCGAAACAAAGGACCAAAAUGUUAAAAACACCAAAUUAUUAAUCAGUGUAUCAUUAUUUUUACCAUUAUUAUUGUACUGCAUUAACACAUAUGCUGUGUCUAUAUUAUUGAUUAAAGAGAACAUUAUUGUAAUGUUUUUUAUUGAAAAAUAAAAAAACAAGGCUUGAAUUUUAG
Nerophis lumbriciformis (worm pipefish) is the source of this 3625-nucleotide messenger RNA. It is a transcript of the gene osbpl1a, whose product is annotated as oxysterol binding protein-like 1A. Gene Ontology annotation, cellular component: plasma membrane; perinuclear endoplasmic reticulum; cytosol. The record is from RefSeq and is a predicted model, not a curated record. Lineage: Eukaryota; Metazoa; Chordata; Actinopteri; Syngnathiformes; Syngnathidae. Gene Ontology annotation, molecular function: protein binding; cholesterol binding.